Pestalotiopsis fici W106-1 is the source of this 984-nucleotide messenger RNA. RefSeq lists its product as uncharacterized. Gene Ontology annotation, molecular function: oxidoreductase activity. Bases 1 to 984 code for a protein of 327 amino acids. The transcript is spliced from 2 exons. The record is from RefSeq and is a predicted model, not a curated record. Lineage: Eukaryota; Fungi; Ascomycota; Sordariomycetes; Amphisphaeriales; Sporocadaceae.
AUGGGCUCGCCAAAGAACCGCCUAAUUCUGGGCACCAUGACUAUUGGCCCAAAUGUAGAAAAGGGCGCACGCAUCACAUCACUCGACGACUACAAGAAAUGUCUCAAUUACCUGCAGCGCAAGGGAUACAAGGAAAUUGAUACUGCUCAGGCCUACUCUGGUGGUGAACAAGAAGGUUUCACCAGGGACGCUGGGUUCAAGGAACUGGGCUUUUCCAUAGCCUCCAAAGUCAUGCCCUCGAAACCGCGUGAUCACGGGCCCGAGAAUCUCGGCAAGUCCUGGGAUUCGAGCCUAGAGAGGCUGGGUGUGGAAUCGGCAGAUAUCUUCUACCUUCAUGCUCCUGACCGUUCCCUCAGCUACGAAGAGACUAUGGAGGGCGUCGACAAGAUGUAUAAAGCCGGCAAGUUUCGCAGGCUUGGUUUGAGCAAUUAUGCCUCGUGGGAGGUUGCCGAAAUCGUGGGUAUCUGCGAACGAAGAGGCUUUGUACGGCCGACAGUCUACCAGGGAAUGUACAACGCCAUUACUCGCGGUGCCGAGGCAGAGCUCAUCCCAUGCUUGCGCAAGUUUAGCAUCACUUUAAUAAUCUACAAUCCAUUGGCAGCCGGCCUGUUUUCUGGAAAGUACACUACAAUGGAGCAGCCAGCAGAAGGCCGAUUUGCCACAACGAGCAGCUUGGGACAGCUCUAUCUAGACCGUUACUUCAAGCAGUCUACAUUUGAUGCGCUAUCAGUCGUGGAGCCCAUCGCGAAAAAGCAUAAUGUUCCUUUGAUCGAGGUCGCAUUGAGAUGGUGUUUACACCACAGUCAGCUGAAGCCCGCUUCUCAAGGUGGGGAUGACGGUCUCAUUAUUGGUAUAAGUUCAUACGAGCAAUUGGAACAGAACGUGGAGGCUUGUGAAAAAGGACCUCUCCCCGAUGAGGUCGUCGAGGCUUUGGAUAAAGCGUGGGUCAAGGCUCGAGGAGACGCGCCAACAUAUUGGCGAUGA